Messenger RNA from Hibiscus syriacus, 647 nucleotides. RefSeq lists its product as uncharacterized. Bases 65 to 634 code for a protein of 189 amino acids. The record is from RefSeq and is a predicted model, not a curated record. The transcript is spliced from 4 exons. Lineage: Eukaryota; Viridiplantae; Streptophyta; Magnoliopsida; Malvales; Malvaceae.
AAGGGCAGUAACCUAGUCAUCAUUCAAAGUGAGAUACCAGAGAAAGGAAGAAGCAGAUGAGAACAUGGACACUGUGGAAGUAAACAAAUUUGAGGCAUUGCCACUUCUGUCAUUGAAUCAUGUCUCACUCUUGUGUAGAUCGGUUUGGGAUUCGAUGCGGUUCUAUGAAGAAGUAUUGGGCUUUGUUCCCAUCAAACGCCCUUCUUCUUUCAAGUUCAAUGGAGCUUGGUUGUAUAAUUACGGCAUUGGGAUACACUUAAUUGAGAAUCCAUCCAUCGAUGAUUUUGAAGAUAUCGUUGAACCACGACCGAUUAAUCCUAAGGAUAAUCACAUAUCAUUCCAGUGUACAGAUGUUGGCCUUGUCUUAAGGAGGCUGGAAGAUAUGGGAAUGAAGUAUGUCACAGCUUUGGUCGAAGACGAAGGGAACAAGGUUGAACAGGUGUUCUUCCACGAUCCAGAUGGUUACAUGGUUGAGCUCUGCAACUGCGAGAACAUUCCAAUCAUUCCCCUUUCUUCAUGCUCAUUCAAGCCAAGGCUAAGCAGUUUCAUAAAGUCUGCACCGACUAAGUGCGGAUUCAUGGAAAACGCGAUGAUGGAGAGCUUGAGCAUGGAAAUGCUCAACAUGUCGUUUUGAAAUUGCACCAGAG